This is a messenger RNA of Mustela erminea (ermine), 1286 nucleotides long. It is a transcript of the gene MPDU1, whose product is annotated as mannose-P-dolichol utilization defect 1. The transcript is spliced from 6 exons. The record is from RefSeq and is a predicted model, not a curated record. The coding region runs from base 66 to 917 and encodes 283 amino acids. Gene Ontology annotation, biological process: oligosaccharide biosynthetic process. Lineage: Eukaryota; Metazoa; Chordata; Mammalia; Carnivora; Mustelidae.
CAGAACGCGCAUGCGCAGGGUCGGUCAAUGGCGGCUCGGAGACGGGCGGAAGCUAGUUUUGCAACAUGGCGGCCGAAGCAGACGGCCCGCUUAAACGGGCGCUGGUACCGCUUCUCUUACCUGAGAAAUGCUACGACCAAAUUUUCGUCCACUGGGACUUGCUUCACGUCCCCUGCCUCAAGAUCCUGCUCAGCAAAGGCCUGGGUCUGGGCAUUGUGGCUGGGUCACUGCUGGUAAAACUGCCGCAGGUGUUUAAAAUCCUGAGAGCCAAGAGUGCCGAAGGGUUGAGCCUUCAGUCAGUAACGCUAGAACUAGUGGCACUGACAGGGACCAUGGUCUACAGCAUCACCAACAACUUCCCAUUCAGCUCUUGGGGAGAAGCCCUGUUCCUGAUGUUCCAGACUAUCACCAUCUGCUUCCUGGUCCUGCACUACAGAGGACAGACCGUGCAAGCUGCUCCAGGCUGCCACCAACUACCGGAACGGACACACGGGCCAGCUCUCAGCCAUCACCGUCUUUCUGCUGUUUGCAGGGUCCUUGGCCAGAAUCUUCACCUCUAUUCAGGAGACGGGAGACCCUCUCAUGGCGGGCACCUUCGUGGUCUCUUCUCUCUGCAACGGCCUCAUCGCCGGCCAGCUCCUCUUCUACUGGAACGCAAAGGCCGGCCACGGGAAGAAAGAGCAGUAGGGCGGAGCUGGUUCCUGGAGCGUGUUCCAGGUCUCUUCCAGUUGUCCCCCCAGCCUCGGGGUUGUUCCCAUCCGGACCAGCCUGCUUGUGGGACCUCUUCUCAUUCUUCAUUCCUCUGCGGCUGUGACAGCCUUGAGCCAGGGUUUUGGUGGGAAUGUGUAUCCUUUGAAGGGAUGGGCGUCGGGAUUUUCAGGCUGACACUUUGCACGGCGCCGCGCAUGUACUAUUAACUCAUUUAAUCCUUCGCACACUUCUCCAGCAGCAACCCCCAGGUAUUUAGGUAUCUCUGGGGCCGAAGUCGGCCCUGCGCUCCCCCAGUGGCCCUGGAGAGCAGAGUCUGCCGAUGGAUGGCAUCUGGGGGCCUGGGGCUGCUGCCUCCCUCCCCGAACCUGGUUGGGACGGCCUCCAGGACCCCAGUGCUGGCUGGGGGUGGGGCGGGGGGGGGGGGAUGGAGAGUGACUCAGGCAGGGCCGCAGGGUGGGGUGAGACAGUUCCUGCUCUGGCAGGUCCAGGCGGAAGGGAGCGGAGACUGCUGGUUCCUGCUGCAGUGAGGGGGGAACAGACACGGGGCAAUAAAGACGCCGAGACAUGGUUUAAUU